Messenger RNA from Miscanthus lutarioriparius, 2322 nucleotides. Lineage: Eukaryota; Viridiplantae; Streptophyta; Magnoliopsida; Poales; Poaceae. The record is from the annotation of a GenBank genome assembly.
AUGGAUUUCGCCACAGGGCCUCUGGGCACCCUGCUUUCUAAACUCGGCCAGCUGCUCCAAGAUGAGUACAACCUUCAGAAGGGAGUGAAGAAAGACAUCGAGUUCGUCACGAGAGAGCUGGAGAGUAUGCGUGCCGCCCUCCGCGAUGUCGGAGAGGUGCCACAGGAGCAGCUCAAGGAAGUAGUCAAGAUCUGGGCUCGGGAUGUUAGGGAGCUCUCCUACGACAUGGAGGACAUUGUUGACACGUUCCUUGUGCGUGUCCAGGGCUCUGAGCCUCCCAGCAAAAGGAGUGUCAAAAGGUUCAUCAAGAAGAUGACAAGUAUUGUGAGCAAGGCCAAGACUCGCCAUGAUAUCGGCCAAGAGAUUAAGGACAUCAAGGAGAGUGUCAAGGACGUGGCCGAGCGACGUGACAGGUACAAGGUUGAUGCUAUUACUCCUACCAAAACCUCAGUUGACCCUCGCAUAACAGCUCUGUACACUAAAGCGGCUAGCCUUGUGGGCAUUGAUGAGCCAAGGGAAGAGCUGAUCUCGAUGUUGACAAAGGAAGAUGGCAUGUCAUCGGCUGAACAAAGGAUAGUCUCUAUCGUUGGCUUUGGAGGACUAGGCAAAACAACGCUUGCCAAAGCAGUACAUGAUAAGAUUAAACCGCAAUUCAAUUGCACUGCUUUUGUAUCGGUGUCACGUGAUCCUGAUAUUAUAAAAAUUUUCAAGGACAUGCUUUAUGAGCUUGAUAAGAAUGAGUACAUGGACAUUCACAAUGCUGCAUUAGGUCAACAGCAUCUUACUGACGUUGUGCAAGAAUUUCUCAAAAAUAAGAGGUACCUCAUUGUUAUUGAUGAUAUAUGGGAUACGAAACCAUGGGAGAUGAUACGCUUGCUGGCAAAUAAGUCAAGAAAUAUAAAUGAGUGGUACAAUGUGUGUGAUGCAAUUGGUACCGGAAUAGGAAAGAAUCCCGGUAUGGACGAUAUGAGGAAGAUAUUGCUGCUUAGCUAUUAUGAUCUAACUCCUCAGCUGAAGACAUGCUUAUUGUAUCUAAGUCUAUUUCCUGAAGAUUGUGAGGUUAUAAAAGAUAGGUUGAUUUUGAGGUGGAUAGCUGAAGGAUUUGUCCAACAAGGAGAUGUGAGGCAAAGCUUAUUUGAGAUUGGACAGAGUUACUUCAAUGAGCUUCUAAACAGAAGCCUUAUCCAGCCAGGAGACAUCGAUGAGGAUGAUAUGUAUCCUCUUGGUUGCCGGGUGCAUGAUAUGGUUCUCGAUCUCAUUUGCUCUUUGUCAAGAGAAGAAAGUUUUGCUACCAGAUUAACUGAUGACUGCAACCAAAUCACAACUUAUUUGGAAAGCAAGGUUCGCAGGCUCUCCAUCCAUAAUACUACUCGGCCUACAAUGAACAUGUCAAAAUUGAGGUCACUUACUAUCAACAAUCCUGCUAUAAUUAAUUCAAUGCCACCCAUGUCAUGCUUUUACCUUCUGCGUGUAUUGGAUCUUGAAGACUGCAAUCUUAAAGACCAUCCAAGUCUAGAUUUUGUCGGGAAAUUAUUUCACCUGAGGUAUCUAAGUCUAUUGAAUACUGGAUAUGCUGGCGACCUCCCAAGAGAGAUAGGGAAGCUACAGUUUUUGCAGACAUUGUGCUUCCAUGAAACUGACAUAAAAGAAGUGCCACUGAGUAUCUUCGGGCUGAGACAAUUAAUGUUCCUUCUUGCUGGGGACACUACAAGGCUGCCAACAAGUGGGUUGAGAAAUCUAUCGUCUCUCGAGCUGCUUGUGAUGAACAUGGAUUCUGCAAACAUUGCAGAAGAGCUAGGCCAUCUGACGCAACUAAGGGUGCUAUGGGUUAUGCUCAGAAAGGACAAGGAAGGCAGAUGGGAUGAAAGCAUGUGCAGAGUUCUGUUGGGGUCCCUUGGCAAACUACACAGAAUCCAAACUCUAGGAGUACGAAUCUCAGAUGACGUGGAAGUUGAUGUUGAAGGCUCAAUCGACUCCCUGUGGAACCUAUCUCGGCUUGUUAUUUAUGGAACCAGUCGGUUGCCGAAAUGGAUCGAUCCCACAUCAUUUCUCCCCCCUAUACUACCUGGACAUAAAGGUAAUGGAUGGAUGUACAUUGGCUACGGCCUCAGGCACUGCCUACAGCAAGUACAUCUGCGAUAUCUUGGCCAAUGGCCCGUUGCUCACUGUCUCCACCUCAUGUUUCCAUUGCAGUUGAUUAAGCAACAAGCUGUGCAUUUUCCACUGUUCGCGAUCCAUCUUUGCUGUGCGAUAGAGAUCAAUGACCAUGCCUACACGCAAAUUGUUCUCGUGUAUUCAAUCAUGCUAUCUGAAUCUCUGUAG